AUGGAAUCUUUCUUACCAUAUGUUCUUCCUCUAUUCCUUCUUCCUCUCUCCCUCUACCUCGUCUCGUUUCUUCGUAAAACGGGCCCCACCGAAUCGAAAAACCUUCCUCCAGGCUCAAACGGUUGGCCGAUGCUCGGAGAAAACAUGGAAUUCGCCUUGUCCGGCCCUCAACAAUUCGUCAAAGAAAGAAUGCAAAAAUACUCGCCGGAGGUUUUCCGAACCUCGUUAUUAGGCGAAAAGAUGGCCGUUUUUUGCGGCGCACAAGGCAACAAAUUCCUUUUCACGAACGAGAACAAACUCCUCACUUCAUGGUGGCCGCAGUCAAUGAAAAAGGCCCUACUAUUCCCCGAAUUCAUUGAGAGCAACCUCAAAGAAGUGUCGGCCUUAAAACGUAGCUUCCACCACGACAUUCUCAAGCCGGAGGCCCUCAAACAGUAUAUUCCGGCGAUGGAUUCCCUCGCCCGCCAGCAUCUUGAUAGCGACUGGCUUCCCAAUACGGUCGUCAAGGUUUUUCCGUUAUCGAAAAAGUACACUUUCGAGCUAGCAUGCAAGUUAUUUCUCAGUCUCGUCGAUCAAGAGGAUAUAAAGAAGUUGUCCGAUCCGUUCACACUCGUGACUAACGGCAUGUUCUCCGUGCCUAUAGAUUUUCCCGGUACGGCUUAUAACGGUGCUAUCAAAGGAGGAAAAAUGGUGCGCGAAGAACUUAUGAGGAUCAUUACAGAGAGGAGGAAAGAGAUUGUGAUGAACAAUGAAACGGAGGGUCGAGAUUUACUGUCGAAGAUGCUGCUCGUUAGAGACGAAGAUGGGAACUUUAUGAGUGAAAUGGAGAUUUCGAAUAAUAUUAUCGGCUUGUUAGUGGCUAGCUUCGAGACGACAAGCUCUGCCGUGACAGCUGUCAUGAAUUAUCUUGCAGGACUUCCUCAUAUUUACAGAGAGGUUUUCAAAGGUAAAGAUUCAAUUUUUAUUUUUAAUAAAUGUAUAUAUGUAGCUCUUUAUAUUUUGAAUAAAUAAACGGCACAUGCAGAACAAAUGGAGAUAGCGAAAUCGAA
Messenger RNA from Erythranthe guttata (spotted monkey flower), 1049 nucleotides. Lineage: Eukaryota; Viridiplantae; Streptophyta; Magnoliopsida; Lamiales; Phrymaceae. The record is from RefSeq and is a predicted model, not a curated record.